Molecule: messenger RNA, 8158 nt
Organism: Diorhabda carinulata
Lineage: Eukaryota; Metazoa; Arthropoda; Insecta; Coleoptera; Chrysomelidae
Product: netrin-1-like
Exons: 7
Coding region: 134-2188 (684 amino acids)
Molecular function (GO): protein binding
Source: RefSeq, a predicted model, not a curated record
AGUUACAUUGCGACCGUCGUGAGCGACUGUGCAGCUUCUCUCGCUCUCGAUUCACCUCGCGCCGAAUUACGUAUUUUAUUUUCGUGUCAUAUUUUAUUGUGUGUCGGAUGAUGAUAUUCGAUUGAAACGAAACAUGGGAUUAACAUUAAGAGUUAUGAUACUCUCCAUGAUGUUUUUGCACGCUUCUUCGGUAUUGUCAGUGAACGAGAAUUUCUUAAAGAUGUUCGAAGGUCAGACUCCCGCUGAUCCGUGUUACGACGAUGACCGGCCUCGUCGUUGCAUUCCAGAUUUCGUGAACGCCGCUUUCGGUAUUCCAGUAAAAGCUUCAUCCACUUGCGGAUUACUUACUCCGGUACAUUAUUGCGAAGCACCCGAACCAGGAGCCAAUCCUCAAUGCCAUUUGUGCGAUGAUCGGCAACCUAAAACUAGAUUUCCGGCUUCGUAUCUUACCGAUCUUAAUAAUCCCCAGAAUGUUACUUGUUGGAGAUCCGAACCGGUACCUCCGGUUACUUCGAUUAACGCACCUCCCGAUAAUGUUACCCUAACUUUGAGCCUGGGCAAAAAAUACGAACUUACUUACGUUAGUCUUCAAUUUUGCCCUAAUACGCCUAAACCGGAUUCUAUAGCUAUUUAUAAAAGCAUGGAUUAUGGUAAAACCUGGCAACCGUUUCAGUUUUAUUCCUCGCAAUGUAGAAGAGUGUAUGGAAGACCUAAUAGAGCUACUAUAACGAAAACCAACGAACAAGAAGCCAGAUGUACGGACGCUCAUAGAUACACCGGUGGUGAUAUGCAUAAUUUCGGACAAACUUCAAGAAUAGCUUUCAGUACUUUAGAAGGAAGACCUAGUGCUUCUGAUUUCGAUAACAGUCCGGUUCUUCAAGAUUGGGUAACAGCUACUGACAUCAAAGUCGUUUUCAAUCGUCUUCAUAUGCCCGUCGAAGAUUCUUCCGAUAAUUUAGAUAUUCUAGUUGACGAACGUAUGUUAAACAAGCAUUUAGAUGAACAUGAAGACAAUAAAGAACCUUCUGUCCAAUUAGUAAACGAAAUGCAAGCUGUCGAUAACGAAGAAGCGACCAAUACGAAACCAGCAGCGGUUCCAGAAGUUGUAAACAAUGUUAUAGUCGGUGGUUACCAUCAAGUGACUCAUCAAUACGCGGUGUCUGAUUUUGCUGUUGGUGGUAGAUGUAAGUGCAAUGGGCAUGCUAGUAGAUGCAUUGCCGGUCGUGAUGGACAAUUAUCUUGCGAAUGUAAACAUAAUACGGCCGGGAGAGACUGCGAACGAUGUAAGCCGUUUCAUUUUGAUCGCCCCUGGGGCAGAGCUACUACAAGGGACGCCAACGAAUGUAAAGCUUGCGAAUGCAACCAACACGCUCGCCGUUGCAGAUUCAACAUGGAACUAUACAAGUUGUCCGGCCGAGUGUCCGGCGGCGUUUGUUUGAAAUGUCGUCAUUUCACCGCCGGAAGACACUGUCAUUAUUGCCGCGAAGGUUUCUACAGGGAUCCUAACAGAGCGAUUACGCAUCGCAGAGCAUGCAAACCUUGUGAUUGCCAUCCAAUAGGAGCGUCAGGAAAAACUUGUAAUCAAGCAACAGGACAAUGUCCUUGUAAGGAUGGGGUGGUGGGAAUUACAUGCAAUAGAUGCGCUAAAGGAUAUCAACAAAGUCGUUCUCACAUCGCCCCAUGUAUAAAAAUACCAGUAGUGCAGAUGAUGGCUACAGAAGAAGACAACGAAGGUUAUGAAGACUAUCCGGAUACCUCAAAACCUGGAGAUCAGUGCGGAAAAUGCAAAGCAGCUACAAGAAGAUUAAAUAUGAACAAAUAUUGCAAAAGGGAUUAUGCUAUCAUGGCAAAAGUACUAUCCCGAAUCGAUAAUAACGAAGCUGAAUAUACAAAAGGUUGGGUGAGAUUCAUGAUCAACGUCGAAUUCAUCUAUAAAAAAUCCAAAGAAUCCAGAAUAAGAAGAGGAACCAUGCCCAUGUUGGUACCUGCCGCUGAUCUGGCUUGUAAAUGUCCCAAAAUCAAAUCCAACAAGUCAUAUCUAUUCCUAGGAAGAGAACGAGACGAUUCUCCCGGAGGAAUAGUGACGGGAAGUUUAGGAGUAACUCAAAGGUCUAUAGUCAUUGAAUGGAAAGACGAGUGGGAUCAACGGAUGCGUCGAUUCCGUCGCCGAGCUCGAAAAUGCAAAUGAACUACCAACCCAUCAAAAACGAUAUUCAAAUAAUUCGUUUUAAUGAGAAAAUAGUACGUCUGAGAAUAAAAAGACUAUCACAUGACGUGGCGCAGUUAAUAGGAUACGCGUUAACGUCAUUUAGCUUUAUCGAAUAUUUAUUGAUUGUAUCCAAGUUGUCUUCUGAUUCUCAGACUCGAUUUUUUGAUUCACUCAAGGAUCACUUGGGGUUGUUUCUAUUCCUUAACUAUAACGUGUCAUGAUUUGUAUGGAAAUAGAUCUUUUUAAUGCUGGUAGGUUAACUGUGAUUUUUCAGUAUUUGAUUUUUUUAAUUAUAUCUAUCUAAGAUAAUCAUCAUCUACAAAAAAAUAUUAAUAAGGUAAAUUAGUAAGGACGGGCUCUAAAAUCAAAUUCCCCUUAACAAAAUUACAGUUAUUCAGCGCGAUCACGAAACUGUGCACUGUGCUCCAUUUCUAUGGUGGAAACCUUGAAAAAGAAAUAGAGUAAACCUUAUAUUAGUAGACUCAAAGUUUCAGUAAUUGAUUUAGAAUUGACAAAAAUUGUAGUAAAUAAAUUUAACGGUUCAAAUAUUCAUUUUAUCAAUAUAAACAUUCUGAAUUUCGAAAAUAUAAUGAUUAUAUCUUGUGACUCCGGUUGUUAAUAUUGACCAUUAGUCCAACUUGACUCAUUUUUGAUGUCGAGUUCCUUUUUGAACACCUUCAAGAAGAGCGUGCCAAGGAAUUGAUGCACCUUCCUAUGGACAGAUUCAUAUAACAGAGCAGAUGUUCAUUUACCUCCUUGACAGAAGUAAAAGGUAUCAACGGGAGCUUUUCCCGUUUUCCACUCAGGAAACAUUCGACCAUAAGUAUGCUCGACAUUUCUUUUCAAUUCUAGAGAGAGUCCAAUCUCCCAUUGUUUGAUAAAUUUCGUUUUUGUCACCUGAUUUGUCAAUUUAUUAUCAUGAAUCCCAUCAUUCAAUCAUGGUCGAUAGUGUAUUUCAGUCAUACCGAACAGUUUAAUCGAAACUAUAGUAUUUCAAAAUGAAUAUUUAUCACAUUCUUCUGAGGAAUUUGCUAUAAUUUUUGCUUCAAUGGAUUUUUGAUACAAAACUUUCGAAAUUCCAAAAGAAUAUUGAUUCUAAUUCUGAGACGAAAUGACAUGUUCCCUCUGGAUGCUUCUUGGCUCCAAACAGUUGAGCUUCUACAUUGUUUUUCAUCCAAGACAGCAUGGCAUAAUCCCUCUGAAUUUUUGUUUGCUCCAAACAAUUGAUCUGCUAUAUCAUCACCAAAAUUUCCAUUGGUUUUCGAACCAGCAUCCAAAAUCUAUAGCUGAAUUGCUUCUUAAAGAUUUCAAACACUUCAUUUACACCAACUGAUACUUCCUAUGAUGAAACCACAUAUUUUUCUUUGUUUGUAGGACAAAAUAAUUAUUUGAGUGUAUACGUUUUCGAGAGUAGAUUGAACCCAUUUCUACUACUUAAUUUGACUGAAUUCGAAUCUGGAAGCUAAUAGUUUAUCAUGAUCCUUCUCAUUCCAACCAAGCCGUACGAAUCCACCUAAAGAACCUCAAAGUCUAUAAGAACUUCAGCCUGAAGCAAAUAGUGGUGCAUCAGGUCAAUAUACCAAGAGUUGAACGAUGUACGAUACCGCUAGGAGAAGCUGCGAAGAGCUAAGGACCUCUCUACAUCCAUUUAAGCGAUUUAACAGAUUACACCAGGCAUUGAAGAUUUAGAUAGACCAAGAUCAUGGACGACAUCGCUUGGAGAUAUUUCGAAUCAGUUAGAACAAAAUUAACACCCAAGACAAGAUCAGUCUGAAGCAAAUAAUGAUGCUUCAGGUCAAACAACCGAGAUUUGAACUAAAAGAUUAUGGACAACACCGUUAGGAGAAACUUGAAAGAGCUAAGGACCUACCUAAACAAGAAAUCAGCUGGACCAAGACCUACAGUGAAUAUCCCAAUAACAUAAAUCACUUAUUAAAACGUAUGGUAAUAAUUGAAGAUUGCUUGAGCAACGUUAACAACUAUAUCCAAUCUUUUCACUCUACUCCUAUUUUCUUUGAUGAAAAAUCUAAUUGAUUCUUGUCAAAUUCAACCCACAGUAAUUUGGUUCCAUCAAGAAACUAUUCAAACUGAUUUAGUAUGUAUAAAAUAGUUGCAAACUACUGGGUUGAAUUGUUUUUAAAUAGAACACCCUGUAACUCGUUUAGGAGCCGCUUUCAAUCUAAGAGAAUCUUUGAGCUGAAGAUUCAGAGUUGAAAUUAUCAGUGAGACUCUGUUUGAAAAAAAUAUCACGUUGAUGGUAUCUAAAACUGAGUGGAAAACACCUGUUAUAUAGAUAAAAUGGAUCAGAUAACCUUUCAAAAAAUUUGUAAAACAUUCACGUUAGAAUAAUAAUAAAUUUUCCUCCUACUAAUCUACCUUAUUAACAACUUGUUUCAGAUUACCUUAAAGUCGAUAACAUUAUUAAAACCACAUAGAAUUUUAGAUAAUUAAGGUUAGCUUUUCGAUAUAUACAUUAGAUUAGAUGUAAUCAGAAUGUUCCUUAUAAAGUGAUCACCAUUAACGAAAAUAAUGAACCAGUUUCCAAGAUAGAAAUCAUUUAGAAAGUACUUGAAAUUAACUUUACAGGAGAUGUAUUGAAAGUGAGGUUAUGUUUAUUAAGGAAAUAAACGUAUUUUGAUUACAUCUGAAGAUAAUUGAGAAAAAUAUCCAAAAAAUGUCAUAUGUCAUAAUAACAAAAAUAUGAGUUGAAAUGAUUAUCAGUAAUUUCAGUUGUUUAUUAUUCAGAAUCAGAAUCACAAAAAAAAAUGAUCUAAAAACGGUUCUCCGUUGUAGUGGAAAUUUAAUAUAUUUAGCAAAAAAUGUUUGUAAAUAUCGUUUUUGGAACAUACACUUUUCUGAUAACAAUCAGAAAACCUAACCUAUUAGGUAGGCAACUAUUCAUGCAUUCAAACUGCUUAACCUCAACAUAGUCCACAUUUCUUAUGGAUCUAAUACCUGUUUAAAAUGGCUAAUUUCUUUCUCAAUUGAAGUGUGAUUUAGAUAGUUUAUAAAUAAAUGUGUGAUUGUCAAAUUCAAUUAACAUCGCAUUAAUCAAAAAACAAUUUUAAAAAAUUAAAAAAACUAAAUGUUCGAGUGUGAUUGAAAACUUUACAACUCCUACAAUUACGAGCUUGUUAAUUCAUUAUAACACUUCUGGAUAGUGUGGUACUUUAUUAGGUUCAUAAGCGUGGAUAAAACAUUAUAAUUAUACGGGGUAUUGUCAAAAAUACCACAUUCAAUACACCUUUUGAGUGGCUUAAAUCGAUAUCUAUAAUUUUAUACAAAAUGUUCGUACUAUACUGAUAGAUAUUUUCCUGGACUUCAAUACUUAUUUGUUCGCAAUUUACGAGCCUAGUAUAACAAACUAAAAAUAAAAUUAGUCAGCUUCAUACCCGUAAAUAAAAACGUUAAGCGCCAAUUGCAGAAAUAUUUGAUCUGAUGUGAGAGAUUUUGAUGGUAAGAAUAUAUGUCUCUUUUAAAAAUAAAAAAAAACAAAUACUUCAUGAGGUCCAUAAGCGUGGAUUUAUACGGGGAUUUUCGAAAAAUAUGAUUAACUGUUAUCACUACAGUCAAUACACAUUUUGGGGGAUUUAAAACGAUGUAAUAUUAUGCAAAAUGUAUAUGAAAAAAUUUUGGAAAUAUCGACUUAAUAAAGAAGAUUGUGGUUCAUUGAAAGUCUAUUUAUACUGAUAGGCAUUUGAAAAUCACUUUCCAAUAGUAUCCUGGCUAAAAAAAAUAUCUCACUCAUAACUUUUCAUUUUAUCAGGAAAUAACCAUUUUUGAGAAAAAAUGAGACUAGAUAUGUCAAAAAAAUAUCUUUAUAUGAAAUAUACAGGGACAAAGUGAAUCUUCAAAGUUUGUUUUUUUACUAGUGUAACAAGCUAAACAUGAAAUUAGUCAUUAUGCAUACAUAAAAAUAUUCAAAACUAAGCGCCAACGGUGGAGAGUUGAUUUGAGAGAUUUUUAUGGUAAUACCACUAAAAAAUUUAAUAUACAGCUCUCUUUUUCUCGAAUCUGAUAUACAUGCAGAAUAUAGCUCACGCUCCUCCACGUACGCAUGUUUAAAUAUUAAAUUAUGACUCAUAAUAUUUGGAUAAUAGCACUUUCCACUGUUAAGUCAAAUAUGGGUUACUAUAAUCCGUUGUAAACUGUCUGUUAGUGCUUAAAGACCUUCCAUUAUAUUUCCAAGGACAGUUUUCAGGUUUCUUGUGUCAACAUAUAGUAUUAUUUUGAUAUUGGUGUUUUAAUUUUUAGUUUGUUUGAUAUUCAAUCAACCCAUAAAUAAUUUUGGAUAUUUUUUUCUGGAAACAAAAAUUUUUAUUGUUACGUAAUAUUUUGUAUAAUAAAUGCACUGUACCAAAUGCAUUUUUAUAUUGUAUGUUAUAUAACAUUUUACCUAAGACAAUUUGUAAUUAUUUUUUAUUUUGUACAUAACAUUUUUUUAAUCACAUAAUCCAUUAGUCGUGAUUUAUUUAUUGUGUGUAUAACAAAAAAUUUAAGAUUAAACAAAUUAUUGUUAUUGAAUGGAUGGUUUUAGUUUUGUAUAUUUUGUAUAUUUUUUAUUUUAUUUUCUAUUUUUAUGUUAUCAAGAGCCCUAUUUAUUUUUAUAACAAUAAUAUACAAGUUGUUUUCUAACACGUAUCAUAAUACAUAUAAAAAUUCUCCAGAAUUAUGAUAGAUGUCACCUUGGUCCUUUAGCCCUUCCAUAAAUGUUUUUAUUGUCUAUGGUGUUUGUAUUUGUCAAAAUUUAUCAUUAUCAUUUUAUUUACUAUCAUUCUAUUGGAAAUUAUCACUUUUAACCCCUUUUGUAAAAAGAGAUAAGUCAUAAUAUAAUUUCGUAGACAAUUAGAUAAAAAUUACAGCGUGGCAACGGUGUAAAACAUCUGUCACAUUAUUUUUUACAAAGAACGUUCAAGAUUUAUGAGUAUUUCAAAGUACUUUAAGCAGUACUAUCUAUAUAUAAUUUCUGGCUUUGAUUGUCUCCAAAAGAGUUUAAAAAUUCUAUUGAAAGUAGAAAACUCCUCCUCCCAGUCAUCUUCAAUUAGAAAACGAAGAAGAAGUUGAUCUUUCACAACAACAGGAACACAAAAGAGUACGUGAAUGAAAGAUGAGAAGAAGACAAACAAACAUAAAUUGAGAAAGUAAAAAACAAAUAAAAAAUUAAGAUACAAGCAAAGGUCAGGUAUUAUUUGAUACUCGAUCAAAAUUAGGGUUAAAUAACCUAUUAUGUAAGAAAAAAUUAAUGUUUUGAUGUUUGUACUAGUCAUAAAUGAGAUUAUGAAGUAUAAUUAUCAAAAUUUUGCAUCAGGAGCUUAAUAGACACAUAAAAUUGCAACUCAAGGACAUACCAAGGAUUUGUUUGGAAAAAAGGAACCUAUAGGUUUCAAGAUUCUCUCAAAGCAAGUGAUUAGGAAGGGCAACUCUACCACUUCAACACAACUUGUAUAUUUUGAUGAAUGAAUGUGUGAUGAAUGAUGUGAGUUUACUAGAAAUUGUACAGUAUUAUCAGUAUCUUAUUAAGGAAAUAAAAGUGUAUUUCAUAUUUAUUGUGUUAUUCAAAUAAUAAGCUGAAAACGCCCAUUUCCGAUCUAUUUAAAAUAUUAUUUCAAGAAAAUUCAUACAGUGUAAUUCAAUUAGAAUUUAAUAUUUUUAAUUAGGUUAAAAAUGGGCUUUGAAACUGAAAAUUCUGUAUUGAAUUACUUAUUCCGAUGACCAUAAUACCAAUAAUUUGGUUUUUAAUUGAAUUCAUAUAAAUUUAAUAGGAAUUUCAGUUUAUUGAUAAAACUAUAUCUAGUUCCUAGAAAUCAUUUUAAGGAUAUGAAUGUUUAAAAUUAAUAGACCUCAAAAGUAACCCUAGAUCUAGUUUCUGUGUUGUCAACAUAUCAAACUGUAAUGUGCUUCGAAUCUCAGCUAUGUUGGAUAAAAAAUAAAUCUUACAUUUAAACUUCA